GGCUUCUUCUCACCUCUCCCCAGGUGUCCGUGCUCGGCCACUUCCCCGCUGCAGCUCCCUCCACUACACCUCACCCAGGCACUGGGACCUCGGGUGGCUGCCUGCCCCUAGCUGAGGCCGCACCUGUGAAGAGGUCGGGCACCCUGUCCUCCCGGCACGACAGGCGGGAUGGGCGACAUGGCCAACAGUUCCAUCGAGUUUCACCCCAAGCCCCAGCAGCAGCGGGAGGCCCCCCAUGCGGGCGGCUUUGGGUGCACACUGGCUGAGUUGCGUUCCCUCAUGGAGCUCCGAGGGGCUGAGGCGCUGCAGAAGGUCCAGGAAGCCUACGGGGACGUCAGUGGGCUUUGCAGGAGGCUGAAGACCUCGCCCACAGAGGGCCUGGCCAACAAUGCCAAUGACUUGGAAAAGCGCAGGCAGAUCUAUGGGCAGAACUUCAUCCCUCCCAAGCAGCCCAAGACCUUCCUGCAACUGGUGUGGGAGGCCCUGCAGGAUGUGACGCUAAUCAUCCUGGAGGUAGCCGCCAUCGUCUCCCUGGGCCUUUCAUUCUAUGCACCGCCCGGAGAGGAGAGCGAAGCAUGCGGGAACGUGUCAGCUGGGGCAGAAGACGAAGGGGAGGCCGAGGCAGGCUGGAUCGAGGGAGCCGCCAUCCUGUUGUCGGUCACCUGCGUGGUGCUGGUCACGGCUUUCAAUGACUGGAGCAAGGAGAGGCAGUUCCGGGGCCUGCAGAGCCGCAUCGAACAGGAACAGAGGUUCUCCGUCAUCCGGGACGGCCAGCUGCUGCAGGUUCCGGUGGCCGCACUGGUGGUGGGCGACAUCGCACAGGUCAAGUACGGAGACCUGCUACCUGCUGAUGGCGUGCUCAUCCAAGGCAAUGACCUCAAGAUCGAUGAGAGCUCCCUGACAGGCGAGUCGGACCACGUGCGCAAAUCAGCUGACAAAGACCCCAUGCUGCUCUCAGGUACCCAUGUCAUGGAAGGUUCUGGAAGAAUGGUGGUGACUGCUGUCGGUGUCAACUCCCAGACAGGAAUCAUCUUUACCUUGCUUGGAGCUGGUGGGGAGGAAGAGGAGAAGAAGGAUAAGAAAGGCAAGCAGCAGGAUGGGGCGAUGGAGAGUAGCCAGACCAAAGCCAAGAAGCAGGACGGGGCAGUUGCCAUGGAAAUGCAGCCCCUGAAGAGUGCGGAGGGUGGGGAGACUGAGGAACGGGAGAAGAAGAAAGCCAGCGUGCCCAAGAAGGAGAAGUCGGUCCUGCAGGGCAAGCUCACCAAACUGGCCGUGCAGAUCGGGAAAGCAGGGCUGGUGAUGUCUGCCAUCACCGUCAUCAUCCUGGUCCUCUACUUUGUGAUUGAGACCUUCGUCGUGGAUGGCCGGGUGUGGCUGGCGGAGUGCACGCCCGUCUACGUGCAGUACUUUGUGAAGUUCUUCAUCAUCGGUGUCACUGUACUGGUUGUGGCCGUCCCGGAGGGCCUGCCUCUUGCCGUCACCAUCUCCUUAGCCUACUCUGUCAAGAAAAUGAUGAGGGACAACAACCUGGUCCGCCACCUGGACGCCUGCGAGACCAUGGGCAAUGCCACAGCCAUCUGCUCAGACAAGACGGGCACGCUCACCACCAACCGUAUGACCGUGGUCCAGUCCUACCUCGGGGACACCCACUACAAAGAGGUUCCGGCCCCCAGCACCCUGACCCCCAAGAUCCUCGACCUCCUGGUCCACGCCAUCUCCAUCAACAGUGCCUACACCACCAAAAUACUACCUCCAGAGAAGGAAGGCGCUCUCCCACGCCAAGUGGGCAACAAGACGGAGUGUGCUCUGCUGGGCUUUGUCCUGGACCUGAAGCGGGACUUCCAGCCUGUGCGGGAGCAGAUUCCGGAAGAUAAGCUUUACAAAGUGUACACCUUCAACUCGGUCCGCAAGUCCAUGAGCACAGUCAUCCGCAUGCCUGACGGCGGCUUCCGCCUCUUCAGCAAGGGUGCCUCGGAGAUCCUGCUGAAAAAGUGCACCAACAUCUUAAACAGCAACGGGGAGCCGCGCGGCUUCCGCCCUCGGGACCGGGACGACAUGGUGAAGAAGAUCAUUGAGCCCAUGGCUUGCGAUGGCCUCCGCACCAUAUGUAUUGCCUACCGGGACUUUUCUGCAGCUCAGGAGCCCGACUGGGACAAUGAGAACGAGGUCGUGGGCGACCUCACCUGCAUAGCCGUCGUGGGCAUCGAGGACCCCGUGCGGCCCGAGGUUCCUGAAGCUAUCCGCAAAUGCCAGCGUGCCGGCAUCACAGUCCGCAUGGUGACCGGGGACAACAUCAACACGGCCCGGGCCAUCGCGGCCAAGUGUGGCAUCAUCCAGCCCGGGGAGGACUUCUUGUGCCUGGAGGGAAAGGAGUUCAACCGGCGGAUCCGCAACGAGAAAGGCGAGGUAGUUCCUGGCUCUGCUGCUCUCCCACCUCAGCCCGGGGCUCUGGCUGCUGUGCGCCGGCGGUCUUCAGUCCUCAGCCAGCUCCAUGACGUAACCAAUCUUUCUACCCCUACUCACAUCCGGGUGGUGAAAGCGUUCCGUAGCUCGCUCUAUGAAGGCCUGGAGAAACCGGAAUCCAAGACCUCCAUUCAUAACUUCAUGGCGACGCCCGAGUUUCUGAUCAAUGACUACACCCACAACAUCCCACUCAUCGAUGACACGGACGUGGACGAGAACGAGGAGCGCCUGCGGGCCCCCCCGCCCCCGUCCCCCAACCAGAACAACAACGCCAUAGACAGCGGCAUCUACCUGACCACGCACGGCACCAAGUCAGCUACCUCGUCAGUGUUUUCUUCCAGACCUGGGAGCCCGCUCCACAGCGUGGAGACGUCCCUCUAGGGGACCCGCUCUCAGCACGCGCACACCACACGCACAGCGCGCUCGGGCGGGAUGGCGCAGGCCUGCAAGGAGGAUGGUGCCCCGACGGCGCUUGCGGGAAGCCCAUCCAUCCAAGGCUUCCUACCCGGGACUGAAGACGAAGAGGGAGAAACUAGAGAGUGACAAGAGCUGUGUUUCCCUUUUUUCUAUCGAAGCAUUUUUUUUUUUUUUUUAACGGACACUACAACUCCGCCAGACGGGUCGCUGUCUGGGCUGUGUGGUGGGGCAGGGGCCCGUUCGCUGGGAGCUCGGCGGCACCCUAGGGAGAGCCCUGCAGGGCCUGGAAGGAUGCCCAGCCCGGACCGCCCACCGCCGGGAGCUGCCUGCGGGUGUACCAGCGCCACCAAGCGCCCGUUCCCCGGGACACAUGUGCAGUCCGUAUGUGUGUGCGUGUGCAUAGAUAUGAGCGUGCGUAUAGACAUAUACGUACCUAUAUGACCAGAUGCAUAUUUAAAGAAUAAGGAGCUAUUUAUCAGCAUGAAUUUCCAUUCCUCUUAUCGGGUGUUUUCAUUUUGAAAUCUCAUUAUUUAUUGUGGCAGGUUUUUUUUCAGGGAACUAGACUGCAAGAAUAUCUUUUUGGUGGCUUGCCCCCCCCACUCGCUGCCCCCCACUUUCCGCCCAGCCUCCGUUCUCCAUCCCAGCCCUUCCUCCCCGCACAGUUCCCGAGGAUGUUGCACUUUGAGACCCCUGCCUACAGAGGAAAACAAAACAAAACAAAA
Molecule: messenger RNA, 3602 nt
Organism: Herpailurus yagouaroundi (jaguarundi)
Lineage: Eukaryota; Metazoa; Chordata; Mammalia; Carnivora; Felidae
Gene: ATP2B3
Product: ATPase plasma membrane Ca2+ transporting 3
Exons: 14
Coding region: 169-2844 (891 amino acids)
Biological process (GO): regulation of cytosolic calcium ion concentration
Cellular component (GO): intracellular membrane-bounded organelle; plasma membrane
Molecular function (GO): ATP hydrolysis activity; P-type calcium transporter activity; ATP binding
Source: RefSeq, a predicted model, not a curated record